Molecule: messenger RNA, 339 nt
Organism: Penicillium odoratum
Lineage: Eukaryota; Fungi; Ascomycota; Eurotiomycetes; Eurotiales; Aspergillaceae
Exons: 1
Coding region: 1-339 (112 amino acids)
Source: RefSeq, a predicted model, not a curated record
AUGGCUUUCAUCAUAGCUUCUCAAAUUUAUCUUGGGCGAGUGACAUCUGAUGAAGACCAGUGGCAACUUCUAGGGUGUCUUAGGCAGUUAGUUUCUCAGAUCGACCCGGACCAGAUGGGAGCACAUGUGCUUGUAUGGGUCUGCUUUAUUGCGGCAGCAGAUAGUACGGGCCAGGAGCAUCGGCGGUUCUUCGUUGAUGGAAUGAACUUUAUCUUUGCCAAGACAAAAUUCCAGAAUAUCUCUCCAGGUGUGCAGGCACUUCCUGCGAUCUGGUCCCAACAAGGCUCGUCGCGAUGGACGAAUAGUCUUAUACGACUGGCCCCUAUCUUAGUUAUGUGA